Tuber melanosporum (Perigord truffle) is the source of this 2400-nucleotide messenger RNA. RefSeq lists its product as uncharacterized. Bases 544 to 2400 code for a protein of 618 amino acids. The transcript has 5 exons. Gene Ontology annotation, cellular component: protein kinase CK2 complex; cytoplasm. The record is from RefSeq and is a predicted model, not a curated record. Lineage: Eukaryota; Fungi; Ascomycota; Pezizomycetes; Pezizales; Tuberaceae. Gene Ontology annotation, molecular function: protein kinase regulator activity.
CUCAUUACCAUACCUCUGCGCCGCUUUUUCGCCCCUGAUUCCAUCCUUCUUUUCCUAAUUUGUGACAGUAAGGGACGGAAAGAGGCCAGAGGGGAAAAGGGUAGCACACACCGUGCUCACAUAUCCCACCAUACUCAACACCCCUCUCGUGCAGGUUCCGUCAGUAUUUACAUACACCUCCUUCGCUCCCAUUAGAAAUACGCCCCGUCAAUUCGUCCAGGCCAUCGUUCUAUUGCUGAUUCCAACACUCACGUCUUUCUACCCCCCUCAUAUAUCUGUUGACCUCCCUUGCAUUGGUUUUGAUUUCAUUGCAAAAAGGGUAGUGAAGGGGAGAGGGUUGAUCUCACUUGACUGUUGUGAAGAAAAAAAAAAAAGAAAACAGGCGGAACAAGAAAAGAGGGUUCGAUAACAUAUCGGUAGUGGGGAAUUCCUGUAAUAUCAUAGUGUUUUUUUGUACGAUACCUUUGACUAUCUCAGUGGAAAAAGGAAAGAAGGGAAGAAAGCAGCGUCACAAUUUACCUCCAAAAAACUCCCUCUCGCUGAAUGCCACAAACCCCGCCGCCCACGAGUACCGACAACAAUCGAGAGCAGCUGGGCCUAAACUACCCGGACGCUCGCCACUAUCAACCGCUCCCCGAUUCCCCCGACUCUCCACCGACCCCGCCACCACAGUCGGAGGCCAGGAAGCAACAACGACACCAACAAUCACAAUCAAACUUACUCGGCCACUCGACUAAUCUGCACUCUUCUCCGGCCCACAAACAGGGCCCUGUAAGAGAACGGGUGGGAUCUGUAAGGGUCGAAGGCUCGGAAGUGCCACUACUUGUAUCAUCUGUGACAGGGGGAGCUUUCGUUGCGGAGGAUCCAACACACUCUGGUUCUGACCUGCUCGUUCCCGAAGACGGCGACGACCACUCGCGAACAUACACACGAGCCGCAUCAGCUGUUGCAACAGCCUCCACCUCUGCCACAACUACAACCGUUACAACACCUUACGCUUGCCCACCCAUUAUUCCGGAUCCACUUGGGGAAGACGGAGAGGAUAACGACGAAUUCUACAAUCUUGCGGCCCUAAGAAGCGCUGGUCUCUACCGAAGAAGCGGAGCUCUUGAUAAACAAGGAAGAGGUCAAGUUCCCACUGGUCUUGUGCGCCGGGAAAUUGGAAUUGUGAAGAGAGACGAGUUUAGAGACUACUUUAGAAGGGACGGAGAUAAUAGUUCUUCUGCUGCCCUUGGUAGUGGAAGACUGAAGAACGUCGAGUUGGCGGGAAGAUACGCCCAAACACGUUCCCCUCCCCAACAUCCUACCUCUACCACUCUUCAAGCCUCUCCGGUUCAUUCGCACUCGUCGGGCCAAUCUGCGUCUGAAGAGGAAGAAAUUUCGGAAGUAGAGGAAGAGGAAGAGGAAGAGGAAGAGGAAGACGAUAUGGAGGAGGAAGAGUCCUGGAUCGGCAACUUUUGUUCCAUGCUAGGACAUGAAUACUUUGCUGAGGUCACAGAGGAUUUCAUUGAGGAUGAUUUCAAUUUGACUGGCCUUGGCCAGAUGGUUCCUAUGUAUAAAGAAGCUUUGGAAAUGAUACUCGAUGUGGAGCCUGAAGAUGACUCCGACAUAGCCUCAGAUUUAUCUGUCAUCGAAUCAUCCGCAGAAAUUCUUUAUGGCCUUAUCCAUCAGCGAUUCAUCACGUCCCGUCAAGGAAUUCAGAUGAUGUACGACAAAUAUUUGGCCAAUCACUUUGGUUUUUGUCCACGAGUGUACUGCAUCCAAGCCCGAGUUCUUCCCUGUGGAUAUUCGGACACUCCUGGCGUAGAGACGGUUAAACUUUUCUGUCCAUCGUGCUGCGAUAUCUACGUUCCGCCAAACUCCCGGUUCCAGACGGUUGAUGGUGCUUAUUUCGGAACUACAUUUGCCUCGCUAUUUUUAAUGACUUUCCCAGAGUUGGAUACAUCUGGCAAUGGCCGCAAGGAGGUUUUGUCUGGCACCAGUCUGAAUUCUGUGGGUGGUAAGAAAGGUGUAAGCCAGGCCAGCGCUCCAUCUAUCAACGGAGUAUUGGCUGCAAACCUUGCGCCCGGAUUAGGAAGAGGGAAGCAAUACGAGAUGCGCAUCUAUGGAUUCCGUGUAUCGGAGCGAGCGCGUAGUGGGCCAAGGAUGGGUUGGUUGAGGAGUCGCCCAGAGGACGUAUCUUUGUUGGAUGAAACGGCAAAGUCUGGGGCAACAAUGGACGAGGAAGUUGAAUAUAGUAGCGAGGAGGAAGGGUUGGAGGACAGUGAGGGGGAGGAAGAGAGUGCUGAUGAGGACGAAAUGGCCUUGGGUGGGGACAGCGCUGUUGGUUCUAGGCUGGGGACAUCGAGGCGUGGCGGGAUAACUCCUAUGGAUACAAACGGAACUGGCAUUGCGCGGUGA